Messenger RNA from Aaosphaeria arxii CBS 175.79, 550 nucleotides. RefSeq lists its product as uncharacterized. The coding region runs from base 51 to 263 and encodes 70 amino acids. NCBI's taxonomy places the organism in Eukaryota, Fungi, Ascomycota, Dothideomycetes, Pleosporales. The transcript has a single exon. The record is from RefSeq and is a predicted model, not a curated record.
UUACACCGAUCCCAACUUUUCUGUCUCUCCACGUCUCUCCAUGUCUCUCCAUGUCUCUCCAUGUCUCGGUCUCGGUGCAUCCCCUCCCUCCUCUCCCCCAUGAAGGCGAUGAUCAUGUCGUAGAUUGGAUAACUACCCCGUACAGUAAAUGGUCUAUUUGGUCCCAUCUAGUCUACCCUGGUAGUCGCCGGUACGCCGCAGCCGCUGGAAGAAUGCCUUUAGCUUUCUGCAACGUCUCCUGCCAACUCCACUCACAUACCUAGGUACAUAAUUCGACAUCAAUCUAGGUACCAAGAAACAAUACCGAGUUACUCCGUGCAGUUGAAUGUGGAGGCACCCGGUGAUUAUUGGACCGCCGAUCCGAAGAGAACGGUCGCACAGUAGCUCUCCAUCUUCCUCCAUCUUCCUCCAUCUGGGCAUCAUCGCACUAUUGCGUGAAGAGGUGCUUCUUCAUUGUGCAUUGUGCCACCCAACUAAUCCCGUGGUACUCGUUGGUGUUGGGAGAGACAAUGAUUGUUGCGCAUUAGCGGCGGGGGCGGCGGCGGCGACG